Molecule: messenger RNA, 1392 nt
Organism: Kazachstania africana CBS 2517
Lineage: Eukaryota; Fungi; Ascomycota; Saccharomycetes; Saccharomycetales; Saccharomycetaceae
Gene: RAD52
Product: recombinase RAD52
Exons: 1
Coding region: 1-1392 (463 amino acids)
Biological process (GO): double-strand break repair via homologous recombination; DNA recombinase assembly; mitotic recombination
Cellular component (GO): nucleus
Source: RefSeq, a predicted model, not a curated record
AUGGAUGAGAAAAAGCCAUCUAUUCCCUUACCAGAUGAUGUUCAAUCAAAAUUGGAUAAGAAGCUAGGACCCGAGUAUAUCUCGAAGAGAAUAGGUUUUGGUACGAGUAGAGUAGCAUAUUUGGAAGGAUGGAGGGCCAUCAACCUAGCUAACCAGAUUUUUGGCUACAAUGGUUGGUCCACUGAGGUUAAAAAUGUCGUGAUCGAUUUCUUAGACGAAAGACAAGGUAAAUAUAGCAUUGGUUGCAGUGCAAUCGUAAGAGUCAGUCUUGCUGAUGGGACCUAUAGAGAGGAUAUUGGUUAUGGUACCGUUGAAAACGAAAGAAGAAAGGCGGCUGCUUUUGAAAGGGCUAAAAAGUCCGCUGUUACAGAUGCACUAAAAAGAUCGUUAAGAGGUUUUGGUAAUGCCCUUGGAAAUUGUCUGUACGAUAAGGAUUUUUUAGCUAAAAUCGAUAAAGUGAAAUUCGACCCACCAGAUUUUGAUGAAGGUAAUCUAUUUAGACCUACCGACGAACUAAGUGAAUUGUCAAGAUCUGCCACGACAGAAGGUGAUUCCUUUCCAAAUAAAAAGAGACAAUUGACAAAGCCGGGUUCCACAAUACAAUACCCAAAAAAUACAAAGCAAGAGCGCAAUAUUCAACUACCACAGCUUCAAGUUCAAAAUCCGGCAUCGAAUUUAAAUUCUAGCGACAUGGCGGCCUUGUCAAAUAGAAGUAGCAGAACUGUAAUAACAAGGCAAGAAGCAGAUGAUUUGUUAGAUGAUUCAUUUAUGUUCAGUGAUGAUUUACAAGAUGAUGACCUUAUAAAUGUGGAUAAUAAAGACAGAAGUACCACGUUAAAAAUGAAGGAGAAUAAUGAAGGAGUAACGUUUGUUUCCGCUAAGGGUGCCACCACUUUGCAGAAUAACAAUAAAAUACCAGAAAAUAGCAUUUUUGAUCCCAAAUAUCAAGCACAAUCUAUCAAACAUACUAUAGAUCAGAGCACUUCAAAACAUGUUCCAGCUAGUAUAUUGAAAGAAAAGGGCGUUAGUACAUCAAGAACUGAUCUUUAUCAGAAAUAUGCACCAAAGGGUAAAGAACUGAAUUCAAAUACUAAUUCAAGCACAGUUGAUAGCAAUAAGAAUAAUUCUGGAAUGUCCGCACCUCCGAUUAGUGCAACGGAGUCAUCUUCCAGUAUCAAUGGCAAUGCCACAGCGCCUACUAGACCCAUUGCCGCAACAAAUAUAGCUAGUCCUACCGUAGCAAAUAAUAAUUCAAGCAAAUUUGCUCCACCUCCAAAUGGGGUUGUUCAUCCAAAUUCCCAUAUACAACCACUACCUCAAAACAAAUCAGCUAGAAGGGAGGUCGGAAGGCCUAAAGUAAACCCAUUACAACUUAGGAAGCAAAAUCCUUAA